Messenger RNA from Pseudophryne corroboree (corroboree frog), 3063 nucleotides. It is a transcript of the gene TTC22, whose product is annotated as tetratricopeptide repeat domain 22. Gene Ontology annotation, molecular function: protein binding. Bases 67 to 1773 code for a protein of 568 amino acids. The transcript has 7 exons. NCBI's taxonomy places the organism in Eukaryota, Metazoa, Chordata, Amphibia, Anura, Myobatrachidae. The record is from RefSeq and is a predicted model, not a curated record.
UCAAACCAGAUAUACAGGUACAAACACAGAGCAGGAAAGACAAGAGAAUCUCUUACUCUUCCAGCCAUGGAUCAGGAACCUGGAGUGGACAUUGAAACCCUUAUAGAUGAGUUUGAAUAUAUCCCUGGCCAUUUCCACUUGGAAAUGAAUCUGAACUUUGAGUCCUGCACCCCUGCACAGUUUAGGAGGAGAGACAUUAAACUCAAGCAAGAUGCACUGCAGUCCCAGCUGGAGUUUGAGUCUGAUCUCCAGCACUCUGAAAUCUGGAAUUUACUGGGCGUCUUCUCUUUCUACCUGGACGAGGUGAACAAUGCCAGGCAGAUUUUUGAAAACAUCACCAAGCAGGACCCCAAUAAUUUAAAUGCCUGGGCUAACUUGGCCCAUGUGUAUGAUAGCCUGAACAUGGAGGAAGAGGCUUCGCAGUGCACAGAUAAGAUAUCUCAUCUCAUGGGCCUGGAGGCAGAGGGCACCGACAGUAAGGAGCCAAGGCUGAGGGCCGCACGCUGCCUGGCAGAGCAGGGGCAUGCUUACGCCUUUGAUGUGGGGCUGCUGAAUGAAGAAGACAACAUGGAGAAACUGAUUACUGGCAUAAGCCUGUACGAUAAGGCCCUGGGAUAUGGAAAACAAAAGAUCUCAGUGGAAGAGAAAAGAAGCUGGUUUUUCACCAUGGCGUCGCUCUGUAUGAGGUUAGAUGAAAUACUAACGAAGAAAGAAGGCGUUGAAAAGAACAGACUGCUCUUCUUUAACAAAACAUUGAUGCUGCUCCGUGAAACUGUGAAAUCCUCCACCAGCCAUUACAGAGCUUUGUCCUGGUGCUACCUCGGGAUGAUGCUGGAAAAACAAAAUACAUUUUCUACCACACCGAUGGGAAUACACGACUAUGGGUUUUCAGGAACAGACCCACUGGACUGCUUUGGCAAGGCUUUAGAAACUGGAAAAGGUGACCCCUUGAUACUGAACCGUCUGGCAAAAAUAUUUCAUUUCCUGGGGAAGCAAGAAAUGGCCAUCGGAAUCUGUAACAUGGCACUCGAUGUUCUGCUAGACCCAAAACUGAACUGGCAGGCUUACUGCACACGCUCCCAGAUUUUCAUCGGGAUGUACAUACGAGACCUGGAACGGGCAAAGAUGGGUUUAGGAGGCCUGCCGGACAGAGAUCACCUUGCCAAAGCCAAAGCCAACCUGGACAACGUCAUAGAUGUGCACCCCUGCCUGAGGACGUACCUGGAUAUGGGACAAGUCUGCUACUACAUGGGCGUGGAUUCUGUCCAGGAGUUACUUCUAACUGAUGAAGAUGCCCUGAAUAAUGCCCUAGUGUGCAUUGCUAAAGCCAUGGAGUUUGACCCUGGUGAUGCCCUCCCUGAGCUGCAGCUACUUAAGGGAAAAUGUUUGAGGGCUAAGGGCGAGGAACUGAAUGCUAUCGAGUGUUUGAAACGGGCUGUUCAGCUGGACAACAAAGGCUCACUGGGCACAGAGACCUUCAGGUGCAUCAUGGAAGUACUACUUAGCCUACACCACCAGAACAAAAUGGAUAAUGAGACUCUUAUUCGGGAAGUGGAAUUCUGGGUAAAGGAUUCUCUGGAAAAAUGUGGUUCUGAAAGUGUCAGCCUGGGGCUGCAGAUUGUGUGCAGAAACAACACCGCUGAUAUUGUCAACCUUUCUAAAGCAAUGAUUGCAGCCGGGAAAAUGGACUUGGUGAAGCUUUUAUUUCAGUCUAUGAACGUAAAUGGCAGGAGAGCUGGACUGAAACCAAGCAGCCGGUCAUCUUCCUUCUAAUUGACAAUAGCACAGGAGAGUCCAGAAAUAUUGCUGGUGUUGAGAUCAGAGAUGAUAAGCUGAAGAGCAAUUGCCCACUAGGGAGAACAGCCUUUAAUUCCCCAUAUUAUUGUAUGAACUUACUAAUAAUGUAAACCAACAGGAAGACAUACUGUGGCUCUCCGUGCCGGGAGGUGUAGUUGUGUAACAGAUGGAAGUCCGUGGCUUGCCGAAACCUACUGUAAAUUUUGUUUCUAGACAGCGCUACCAUCCAAUAUUUUUUACAUUUUUUUUAUUUUACACAGAACAAGUCCCCAUAUAAAAAGGGGUACAGCAUAGGGAGAUUCAUUACAUAAUGUGAUAUCUCAAUCAGUGAUCAGUAAUUUAAUGUAAUUCUAUAUGUUAGGACUAUAUGCCAGUGGGCAGAUCCCAUUACAAAAAAUGCUAUAUAAAAUAAGUAGGAUCUCACUGGUAGUGGCGGCAGAAAGAAUAUAAUCUAAAGAGCGAAAUCUGCCCAUUGGUUCACCAGUUGGAUAUGUGUGGUCUAGAGCAUAGGUUCUCAAACUCGGUCCUCAGGACCCCAAACAGUUCAUGUUUUCCAGGUCUCCCCAUGGAAUUGCAAGUUAAACAAUCAGCUCCACUUGUGGAUCUUUUAAAAUGUAUCAGUGAGUAGUGAAUAGACCUGUGCACCUGCUGGGUGAUCUGGAAAACGUGAACUGUGUGGUGUCCUGAGGACUAAGUUUGAGAACCUCUGCUCUAGAGAACACUCCAGUACGUACCUCUACUUUGUGUCUUCGUCUCAUACAAUGAGUUUUGCAGAUGCUAUACAAUUUUUUUUUCUUUGUGUGUUGUGCCAAAAGCAAAGGUCAAAAUAGCAAUUUUGUUCCAGUAUGCACGCUAUUAAAGUACCAUCACCUACCACAUAUGAGCUUUGUGCUUCUUGCGAGUAGAUAAACUGGAUUUUGUCUCAGCCUUCGAGAAAAUGGCUGAUUCCAAUGUAUGUAAAUGACAGCUACAUCUUAAGUAUCAGUUUGAAAAAUUCAUCAGAUUAACGUCCUGCUGCUCCAAAAUGUUUAGGUUAUAGGACUGUCACCAAAAUUCUCACAUUGAGAAAACCUUUAAAGGUCAGCGGUGUUGGGCAGAGGAGCCUGACGGAUUAGAACUGGUGCUCUGACAUGGAUUGCUCUUGCCUUGCUACUCCACUUGUGAUGGAGCAGAGUUUUGCGUUAGUUUGUUAAUUUCUCCCUGCAUUUUAUUUUAAACAUUUUAUGUAAGGGAAUAAAGGUUCAUGUACUUAAUUCAAGUGUUAAA